AUGAAGCUGUCGAACAGCACCUUAUGGCUUCUGUUGACCUUGCCCCUGAUGGUCACAGAGGCCACACAUCAGCCUUCCUAUAUUAAUCGUCGCCAGCAAAAAUUAAUUGAAAGUUCCAUGGACUUGAAUGCUGACCCCUGUACCGAUUAUUAUCAAUAUGCCUGUGGCAAAUGGGCCGAUCAUGUAGAUGGUGCUGGUAGCAAAUUCUAUGAAACGCUUACCAUGUUGGAUUAUCAAGUAAAUCGUGAACUGGCAAAUCACAUGGACAGAUUACGGCUGAGACAUGGUCCACGAUUUGUACGCAAAGCCUAUGAAUAUUACAGGUCAUGUUUCGAUGUGGAAAGCUAUAAGCCAUUGGAGUAUUUGCGUUGGAUGAAAAUCCAUGAGAAUUUGAAAUGGCCAAUGCUCUGGGCAGAUCCAAAAAAUAAUGUCGAAUUCGAUUGGGUGCAGACGCUGGCUGUGAUGCGUCGUUAUGGCAUGAAUGGGGUGCUGGUGGAGGAGAUUGUCUACCAAAAGAAAGAUGAUCCUAGCCGACUUACUGUGGAUUUGGACAAGCCUGUGGAGGGUGGUGGCUUUGUGGCCAUGGCAGAGAGAAAUCUCAAGGUGCUCAUCGAGACCUUGGAUAUACCAAUGAAUUCGAGGACUUUUAAAAAAUUAUGGAAAGAAAUUAGCGAUUUUGAGGAAUUGCUUUUAAGGCUUGACGACAUACCCGACGAAGAAGGAAGUCGCUUGAUAACAGUCCGGGAAUUACCCCUGCCAUGGCUAAAGAAAUAUUUACGUAUUGUUCUGCAGCAGAGUAGUUUGGAUCCCGACAUGGAACUCUAUAUCCAGAACAUACCCUAUCUGGAGGCAUUGGAUGCGUUGUUGAAGGAAUAUGACAAUCGUUUUAUUUGUAAAUAUUUGGAAAUACGUUUCCUGUGGCACUUGAAUCUCAAGGGACCGGAAGAUUUCUUCAAAGAAGAUUGCCUGUCUUCGACACGCAGCCUCCUACCCAUGGCCAUGCAUUGGAUUUAUGAACAGAAAAAUCCUGAAAUUCUGCAAGAAUCUACAAAAAUUCGAGAACUUUUCAAUAAUCUCGUCAAGGAGUUCAAACAGCAGUUGGAGCAAAACAAUCACGGCUUUAAUGAGACCAUACUUUCGUAUCUCCUCAAUAAGUUGGACCACAUUCAGCUGAAAAUUGGGAAUUUGCCACGCAUAGACACAGUGGCCGUUUUGGAAAGGCAUUAUGCCAAUCUAACUCUAAAUAUAAGUGAUUUCUAUGGCAAUCAUUUGAAACUGCUGGCCUUCAGUGUUCAAUCGCUGCAUUUGGGUAACAACAACACUCUAUCCACCAAUGCCAGCCACUACUUCCAUUUGGAAAGCUAUGAGACCGGAUCCAGCUCCUCACCCUACUUUAUACAACGUUCGAACAUUGUCAUUAUACCCGUUACGGCCUUGAAAACUCCCAUCUAUCAUCCCAGCUAUGAGGAUAUCUACAAAUACAGCUCUCUGGGUUUUCUAUUGGCCCAUGAAAUUUUACAUGGUUUCGAUUAUACCGGUCUGGAGGUUGACAUAAGUGGGAAACUAAACACGCCCCAAUACAACAACAUCUUGGCCAACACCAACUUCGACAACAACUAUCAGUGUCUACGCAAAUUGAAUCCAUAUGUCAUAGAUGAGAAAAUAGCCGAUAUCAGUGGGUUACGUUAUGCCUACAAUACAUUUUUCAAUCUGCAGCCGGAGGCAUUGAAUCGCACCCGUCAAAUCUAUGGCAUGCCGAUGUCAUUGAAGAAAUUGUUUUUCCUCAAUUUUGCCCAAUUCUUUUGUGGCGUCACAACAUCAGAUACCGAGGAUGCGAUUAGUACCAGUGAACAUGGCAUGGACAGUGAUCGAGUGAAUGAUGCCCUUGCUCAUUUUCCAGAAUUUGCCAAGGAGUAUAAUUGUGGCGAGAAGAGCCGCCUGCAAACGCCAAGGAGUUGUAAUCUGUGGCGGCGUUAG
Messenger RNA from Musca domestica (house fly), 1977 nucleotides. Its product is annotated as neprilysin-2-like. Gene Ontology annotation, biological process: protein processing. The record is from RefSeq and is a predicted model, not a curated record. Gene Ontology annotation, cellular component: plasma membrane. Gene Ontology annotation, molecular function: metalloendopeptidase activity. NCBI's taxonomy places the organism in Eukaryota, Metazoa, Arthropoda, Insecta, Diptera, Muscidae. The transcript has a single exon. Bases 1 to 1977 code for a protein of 658 amino acids.